CAGUCAAUAUGAUAUAAAAUGUCACGUUGACGUGUUAACAGGGCGGUGUGAAAAUGUAAAGAAUAUAAUAAGAUUUUAUAUAUAAUAAGAUUUUAGGAUAUACUAGUAAAUUUUGAGUGAAUUUAUUACCGGUAUAGCAAAAUGCCCCCGAAGAAAGGCAAAGGGAAAGAACCACCAAAACCUCCGCCAGGACCGAAACAAAUAGGGCCACCUCCAAAGCCUAAAAAGCCACCGCCGCCUCCAGCCUGCUUCAGUAACGAAGAUAUUAUGAGGUUUAAGGAAAUGUUCAAAGCUCACGAUGAAGAGAACAUAGACAAGAUCCCAUUAGAGGCAAUACCGCUGAUGCUCAGAAAAUUGGGGUUUAAUCCAAAAGGAGCUGAGAUACGAACGCUUUUUGCACAAUUUUUAGAAGAUGAAUACGUUGAUACGGUUGAAUUGCACGAAUGGUUUUUCAUGAUUGAAGCCAAAAUGAAUUGGGGUGACGAUUUCGAGCUUGCUGUUACUAAAGCAUUUGCUUGUUUGGGUCAUGAUGAUGAAGAAACAGGUACUGUUGAUUUUCUAGCUCUGAAAGAAGAACUAAUGACAUGGGGGGAGCCGCUGUCGGAGUUAGAAUUCAUGGAUUGGACGAAACUUGCUAUGAAAGACAAGACAUACAAUCCUGAAGAUGGAAUGUUUUCGUACGUAAAGUUUAUUGAAAAUAUGAACAAUAAAGAUGUGAGGUAUGUUAAGGAGCCAAUAAACUUCUUUAAAUUAGACCAAAAGACGUUGGCUGAGAUGGCUAUGAAGAAGGCUCAGGAAGAGAAAGAGGAACAGGAGCGAAAGGAAGCCGAAAAGAAGGCUAAAGAAGAAGCGAAGAGGUUAAAAAUGAUAGCUGACGGAUUAUUGCCUCCUGAUUAAUUAAAUCGAAAAAUAUGAUUGUGAUGAUUUCCAGAUGAACAAUAAAAUAAUUUAUACCUCCAGUAAAUUCUAUAUACGAGUAUAAUGUCUUAGUUAAUUGCGUAUUAUAAUUUUCUGAUGGUAUCCUA
Messenger RNA from Bombyx mori (domestic silkworm), 1025 nucleotides. RefSeq names its product myosin regulatory light chain. The coding region runs from base 142 to 897 and encodes 251 amino acids. The transcript has 2 exons. The record is from RefSeq and is a predicted model, not a curated record. Lineage: Eukaryota; Metazoa; Arthropoda; Insecta; Lepidoptera; Bombycidae. Gene Ontology annotation, cellular component: myosin II complex.